AGGUGGUUGUGGCUUUACCGCCAAGGGCUUCGGCGGCGGCAUGGCGAUGGGAGGCAAGGGCUGUGGCAUGGGGGGCGGUGUGCAGACGAUCAAGAGGAUGCUGAUGGCGGCGAACACCCUUCCUGGAGGCCGGUGGACGAACAACGACAAGACGGUGGUGAUCAAAGGCCUUCCGGAUGACACCAGCGACAAGGACCUGUAUGACAUUUUCUCCCCCUUCGGCGCCAUCCACAGCGAGGGCGUGCGGGCGCUGCACUGGGAGGACGGCCGCUGCAAGGGCACCGCCUUCGUCAACUUCAUCGAGCUGGACGGGGCGAUCAAGGCCUGCGCGACGCUGAACAACUUCCUCAUGCCGACCGGAACGCAGCUGAAAGUUUACCGCCAGGACAUGGACGGCUCCGACGGUUUCAACAAGAAGUCGGGGGACUGGAAUUGCCCCGCGUGCGGAGACCUCCAGUUCGCAAGGAACACUCAGUGCAGGAAGUGCGGCACCCCGAACCCGAACCCAGAGGCGGCCGCCGCGGCGGCGGCGCCAGACAUGAAGCCCGGUGACUGGGUGUGCCCCAGCUGCAGCGACGUCCAG
Prorocentrum cordatum is the source of this 583-nucleotide messenger RNA. Lineage: Eukaryota; Dinophyceae; Prorocentrales; Prorocentraceae. The record is from the annotation of a GenBank genome assembly.